Messenger RNA from Chrysemys picta bellii (western painted turtle), 2829 nucleotides. The record is from RefSeq and is a predicted model, not a curated record. NCBI's taxonomy places the organism in Eukaryota, Metazoa, Chordata, Testudines, Emydidae.
ACUCCUGGCAGGGAACAGCCGCCCCCUCCCCUGCGCAGGGAACAGCCGCCCCGCCCCUGCGCAGGGAACAGCCGCCCCUCCCCUGCGCAAAGAACAGCCUGUCUCCCCCUGCGCAGGGAACAGCCACCCCUCCCUUGAGCAGAGAACAGCCUGUCUCUCCCAUGCGCAGGGAACUGCUCCCUACCGAGCUGCCUCACCUGCCGUCCCUGUCUAAGUCCUGCAGCAAGGAGCCAGCAGAACAAGAUUCCCCUCCCAGCAGGAGCCCGCCCCCCUCUGAGAAGUCCUACCAGUGCCCCUUGUGUAGUCAGAACUUCAGACAGAGCUCGGACCUGCAGCGGCACCGGCGCAUCCACACGGGAGAGAAGCCUUUCCACUGCCCGGUGUGCGAGAAGAGCUUCCGGCUGCAGUCCAACCUGAUCGUGCACCAGCGCACCCACACCGGGGAGCGGCCCUACCAGUGCGGGGAGUGCGGCCGCGCCUUCUCGCAGAGCUCCAACCUCCUGACCCACAGCAAGAUCCACUUGGGCCAGAAGCCCUAUGCCUGCUUCGAGUGCGGCAAGAGCUUCCACCACAGCUCCAACCUCAUCAUCCACCAGCGCACCCACACCGGCGAGCGGCCCUACGAGUGCAGCGUCUGCGCCAAGCGCUUCAGCGACCGCUCCACCCUGGUGCAGCACCGGCGCCUCCACACGGGCGAGCGCCCCUACGCCUGCUCUGAGUGCGGCAAGUGCUUCAGCCAAGCCUCACACUUGGUCAAACACCGACGCACCCACGCGGGCCCCUGCACCAAGAAUAGCGCUGCCCCCAGAAAAGCACCAGUCACAGCGGUGGAGAGAAACAGUCCCAACAAUGGGGCAGCCGUUGGGGAGAAGAGAACUACCCCCACUCAUGGGCUGAGUGAGAGGACUGCCACGCCCCAAAAUGGAGCAGCUAUAGGGGAGGAAAGAGCAGCCCGGAAAGAUACACCCACUGUGGGGAAGGAUAGAGCCACCCAGGAAGUGGGUUCAGAGGGGGAGAAGGACAAAGCGGCUCAGAAAGUUGCUUUGGCCACAAAGGAGAUAGCCGCCCCCAAACACAUGCUGGCCAGGGGGAUGGAGAGGGCGGCAACAAAGGACCCGCUGGCCGCAAGGAAGGAAAGGGUGACCCUCACACCUGGGCUGGGUGAGUUGAGAGCUGCCCCCAUACACAGGCAGGGCACAGGGGAGGACAGAGCCACUCCAAAAGAUGUGCCAGCCAUGGGGGGAAAGAGAGCACUGACUCCAGGUGCACCAGCCGUGCAUGAGGAGAGAGAUGCCCUGAAAGAUGCACUGAGGGCAGGGAAGGACAAACCAGCAACAAACCACCCAUCAGCUGUGGAGAAGGGGAGAACUGCCCCCAAACUUGCGCUGACCAUGAGGCAGGGAAGAGCCGGCCCCAAACACACACUGGCCAUGGAGAAGGGGGGAGUCAGCCCCAAACACACACUGGCCAUGGGGAAAGGGAGAGCCGGCCCUGAACACGCAUUGGCCACAGGGAAGGAGAAAGUCAGCCGCAAACACGCACUGGCCACGGGGAAAGGGAGAGCCGGCCCUGAACACGCACUGGCCACGGGGAAAGGGAGGGCCGGCCCUGAACACGCACUGGCCACGGGGAAAGGGAGAGCCGGCCCUGAACAUGCACUGGCUAUGCGGCGGGGGAAAGCCGGCCCCAAAUAUGCACUUGCCAAAGGGAAGGGGCGAGCCGGCCCCAAACAUGCACUUGCCACGGGGAAGGGGAGAGCUGGCCCCAAACAUGCACUGGCCACGGGGCAGAGGAAAGCUGGCCCCAAACAUGCACUGCCCACGGGGAAAAAGGGAAAUGCCCCCAAAAACACAUUGGCCACGGGGAAGGAGAGAGCCGGCCCCAAACAUGCCCUGGCCACGGGGAAGGGGAGAGCCAGCCCCAAACACGCACUGGCCACGGGGCAGGGGAAAGCCGGCCCCAAACACGCACUGGCCACGGGGCAGGGGAGAGCCGGCCCCAAACACGCACUGGCCACGGGGCAGGGGAGAGCCGGCCCCAAACACGCACUGGCCACGGGGCAGGGGAGAGCCGGCCCCAAUUACAUACCAGGCACACGGGAGCGCAGACGGCAGGGGAACCCUCUCAUGUCACUGCGUGAUAGGGGCAGGGAUGGCUCACAGAGGGAACAGACUCUGAGGAGCCCUGUCACUGCACGGUAGGGUCCGGGCUGGCUUCUUUGGACAUGCAUUCAGCUGGCUUUUCACUGACUCGGUGUGAAACCCCAUCAAUGUGCAGGAGGGCAGUAAUGCCAAUGCCAUAGGCUCACACUUAGGCAGCAGCGGAGAAGCCGGCCUGGCGUGGGAUGCACUAACAGCUCGGAGAGGACGGGCAGCACGAAGGCACUUCUGGCACCGCAGAGCGUGUCCCCCAUCCCCCGGGACCGGAGCUGACAGAGCAAGUGGCUGGCACGUAAAAUGCAAACACAGACAUCUCUCGCUUGGGGCAGGGGGAGGAGGAGGCUGAAAUCUUGGCAGGCAACAGGAAGGGAGAGUUGGGUGAAUUUUAAACUCUCAAACUGGGCCCUGAGCCAAGGGAGUGUAAAAGAAGCCCUAGAAAUCUCCCUUUUUGUGGAAUUAAAAUGAGACGAAUGGUUCCGGUGUGACCAGCUCUUGUGAUCUGUGGGCUGUCUCUUAAAGCCCCAGCUCUGCUUUUAUAUAUAAAAAGAAAAUCUGUGUCUAGCCCAAUGACUGGGGAGAAAAAUCAAGGAAACUCCAACCCCAUUGGCUACGACGCAAAUCACUCCAUGUUAAUUUAUUUUAUUUUAUUAAAUCUCACGAUUUUUUAAAA